UAGGCAACCACAUGAAAACAGAUAACUCUCAGUGAGCUGCCUGAGAAACUGGACAGGUUUUUAUUACUCUAUUUUUCGAUUAUUCUGGAGAAGAAAUAUGGAAGAAGACACACUAGAGCCUCAGCACACGCGCUCACCUCGCAUUUUUGUAGAAAGGACCUUAGCUUUGAUCAAACCCGACGCUGCGGAUAAAGCAGAUGAAAUCGAGGAUAUAAUCCUACUGUCGGGAUUCACUAUUUUGCAGAAACGUAAGCUUCAACUGAGCCCAGAGCAGUGCAGUGACUUCUACGCCAAGCAUUAUGGCCAGCCGUUUUUUCCGAGCUUGACAGCGUUCAUGAGCUCUGGCCCGGUCAUUGCUCUUGCGCUGGCAAGGCAUCGAGCCAUUGCUACCUGGAAAAGUCUGAUGGGACCAAGCAACAGCACCAAAGCCAAAGAAACCCAUCCUGAAAGCCUGAGAGCUAGAUUUGGGACAUCUGACUUGAGGAAUGCUGUGCAUGGCAGUGAAACAUUUUCCGCAGCCGAAAGGGAGCUCAAGUUCAUGUUUCCCAACUCUGUAAUUGAACCCAUUCCUAAGGGUGAAGCUGCCACAGAUUACCUGAGCAGGAAUAUAAAUCCAACACUCCUCUCCGGACUGACUGAACUCUGCAAAACGAAACCAGCCGAUCCCUUCACAUGGCUGGCCGAUUGGCUGAUUCAAAACAACCCAAACAAACCCCAGAUAAGUGAAGGGACUGUAGUUGAAAAUGCAUCUUGAACAGAAUUAAAAAUGACUUCAUGAGUUUUCUGAUAGAAAUCCUUCUUUUCCAUGUAGUACUGAAAAUGAUUUUGUAUUAAAAUGGAACUUUUUUGUGACAUUA
Molecule: messenger RNA, 857 nt
Organism: Hemibagrus wyckioides
Lineage: Eukaryota; Metazoa; Chordata; Actinopteri; Siluriformes; Bagridae
Gene: nme5
Product: NME/NM23 family member 5
Exons: 5
Coding region: 98-754 (218 amino acids)
Biological process (GO): negative regulation of oxidative stress-induced intrinsic apoptotic signaling pathway; GTP biosynthetic process; UTP biosynthetic process
Molecular function (GO): nucleoside diphosphate kinase activity
Source: RefSeq, a predicted model, not a curated record